Molecule: messenger RNA, 1050 nt
Organism: Lodderomyces elongisporus
Lineage: Eukaryota; Fungi; Ascomycota; Pichiomycetes; Serinales; Debaryomycetaceae
Gene: VMA6
Product: H(+)-transporting V0 sector ATPase subunit d
Exons: 1
Coding region: 1-1050 (349 amino acids)
Biological process (GO): vacuolar acidification; proton transmembrane transport; vacuolar transport
Cellular component (GO): vacuolar proton-transporting V-type ATPase complex; fungal-type vacuole membrane; proton-transporting V-type ATPase, V0 domain
Molecular function (GO): proton-transporting ATPase activity, rotational mechanism
Source: RefSeq, a predicted model, not a curated record
AUGGAAGGCCUUUAUUUCAACAUAGAUUACGGGUAUAUUGAAGGUGUUGUGAGAGGAUACAGAAGCGGACUUCUUUCAACAAACCAAUACGUUAACCUUACCCAAUGCGACAACUUGGAAGAUCUCAAGUUGCAAUUAUCGUCAACUGACUAUGGUAAUUUUCUUGCCAAUUACUCUGGCCCCUUGAGUACAUCCGUCAUACAAGAGAAUCUCAACAAGAAAGUUUUCCAACAGUAUCAAUAUGUCAAGUCGCAAUCAAGUGGGAUUUUGACGGAGUUUUUGAACUUUAUUCAAUACGGGUAUAUGAUUGACAAUGUUAUUCUUAUGAUUACUGGUACUUUGCAUGAGCGAGAUAAAUCAGAUAUUUUAAAGAAAAGCAAUCCAUUGGGUUGGUUUGACACGUUGCCAACUUUGAGUAUUGCAACCGAUAUUGAGAGUUUGUACUCUACUGUGUUGAUUGAUACUCCUUUAGCGCCGUUUUUCAAAAAUUGUGUUAGUGCUGAUGACUUGGACGAUUUAAACAUUGAAAUUAUCAGAAAUAAAUUGUACAAGAAUUACCUUGAAGCAUUUAUGGGAUUUGUGCAGAAGAAUAUGGAUGGCCCUGAUCGUGAAAUUAUGACCAGAUUGUUGAUCUUGGAAGCUGACAAACGUGUAAUAAACAUUGCUUUGAACUCGGCCAGCAACCAAGAUUUGUCAGCCGAUGACAAGUUGAGUUUGUUUCCUCAAUUGGGAUUAUUGUACCCAACAUAUCAUUUGGAACUUGCCCAGGCCGAUGAUUAUGAACAAAUUAAAUUGACAGUGGAAAAUAUUGGGGAGUACCAACAAAUCUUUAGUGACAGUGGUAAUGAUGGCAAUAAGUCAAUAGGAGACUGGUUCUACUUAUUGGAAAUGCAAUAUUGCAGAGAUGCAUUUACUCAACAGUUCACUUUGAGUACUGUGUAUGCGUGGUUAAAGUCUAAAGAGCAGGAGAUUAGAAACAUUUAUUGGAUUGCCGAAUGUAUUGCUCAAAAUCAAAAGAGUAGAAUCGAUGACUACAUAUCGGUUUACUAA